CCUGUACCUUGUUUAGCUUGCUUGCUGCGCUAUACAAAGAAGGUGGUGUGCGGGAAGGAGAAUGCCAGCGUGUGGCCAUGCUGGUUGUCCCAAGCAGCCCAAGUAUGGUGUUGCCGGCACGAAAAAGCGCGAGUUUUGCUCGGGACACCGGAAGGCCGGCAUGGUGGAUGUCGUCAACAGGAGUUGCUCCUACGACGGCUGCAGCAAGCAGCCAAAUUUUGGUUUCGUUGCCACAAAACGGGCUGAGUAUUGUGCUGAACACAAGGAAAGCGGGAUGGUGAACGUGAAGACCAAGCCGUGUCGCCACCCGGGUUGCAGCACUAGGCCCUGCUAUGGCUUUGCAGGAACGAAAACCGCCGAGUUUUGUUCCGGGCACAGGAAAGACGGAAUGGUGGACGUCAGCAGUAAGAGAUGCAACCAUCAUGGUUGCGCCAAGCAACCCCACUAUGGUGCGAUCACCAACAUGAGGACUGAAUUUUGUUCGCAACACAAGAAGGAUGGCAUGGUGGUUGUGAACAGAUUGUGCUCCAAGGACGGUUGCAAAACGAUACCGAUUUUUGGUGUUUUUGGCGGUACCAAUGGGGCGAAGUUGUUUUGCUCUGCGCACAAGAAAGACGGAAUGGUGGACGUCAAGAACAAGCCGUGCAGCCAUCGCAGUUGCAAGGCGCAGGCGGUGCGUGGUGUUGACGGCACGAAGGAGUUCUGCUCGAGACACAACAAGGGUAGGGUGGCGAACGUCGUGAGCAGGAGUUGCGGCCACCCUGGUUGCACCACUCGACCAUCGUACGGCAUGGCAGGACGCGGUGCUCGAACGUUCUGCUCUAGACAUGCGAAGGACAACAUGGUCAACCUUAAUGAUUCCAAGAGCAGGGCGCGCGACGGUGGCAAGGUCAGCGUCGGUCCUCGGCGUCGUGGUCCAGCAGAGGUCGACUGUGGCACUGCGCGCUCUUCUGGUACAGAGGCCGACAAUGGCACUGGGCCCCCUUCUGGUGCUGCCGAACAACGAAGAAGCCGAUCCCAUUCCUCAGGCGAUCAGAGGAACGCUUCUUCAAGCUCGAGCAGGAGAGGCAACAAGCGAGCCCGCGCUCCGGCUGGCAUUCCCGUGGCUCCCAAUACAGCAGUCGACGAUCAGAGCACCAUCUUGGCGGAAGACGAUUCGUUUGUGGGGCUAGAAGACUACGUUGCCGUGAAGACAGAAGUAGUCGUUUCUUCCACGGUGGAUCCUGCCGUAGCACUCCUCGCUACAACCGAAGAAGCCGUAGAUAAACCCAGCUCCUGCCAGGAAGCUGCUUCACGUCCCGAGCCUUAUGCUGCGGUGCCGGAAGUGGGGAUCUCGUUCGCAUGGAAAUAAGUGUUACCGGAGGUGCGUCUACUGGUCGGAAAACAACGCGGGACGAGGGGAGAUCGAAGGGGAGGCUGGACUGCCGGAACAGCAUGAUUCCGAGAGCAUGUCAUUUGAUGAGGCAGGAGAUGCUGCUGGGUCAGACCUGAAUCCAACCCCAUUGUGGCGACGAGUGAAUGUAGGAAUGCCGUGCUGGAUGGUGUGAGUGUUCCCGCGUGAGUUGGACAUCGGCGGCCGGCGUGGCCUUAAGGAUGGAAGUGAAUUUGGUUAGACGGUAUCUUGCAGGUCGGGGAUGCGGACUCAAAACAGAACAGCGAGCAAUGGGCGCUCUUGGGAUGCGUUCAACCCUGAAUAGUAGACUCCACGCAGUUUUUCCGGGCAAGGGGAACUUUGCAGCAUCCACCAGUGACAUGACUUGUAUCCUGUACUCUCCAUUCAAAUGAUUCCCAACUGACCAGACCAAGUCGGGGCACACGUUGUGUUUCCGGAACGGGGAGGCUUUCGCAGCGUUCGGUCAUGUGUUGUUGCACGUUGCUCUUUGCUUCCUUGUUGUGACGUGUUCCCGUCGCAGAACCUAGCUUGUCUAGAGAGCGUUGUUGUAGUGUAAGUGGAAAUGUGGGUGAAAAUAAUCGCCGACUAUUACGUAGGUGAACGGUCAGAGAAGGUUGGGAUGGCAGACAACAUUCAGACGAAGCCCGCUCUGAAACAAUCUUUGCAUGGCGGCGUUUUCGCGUUAUGAACCCCGCAUUUUCCCGAUCCCAACAAA
Molecule: messenger RNA, 2108 nt
Organism: Ectocarpus sp. CCAP 1310/34
Lineage: Eukaryota; Phaeophyceae; Ectocarpales; Ectocarpaceae
Source: the annotation of a GenBank genome assembly